GCCAUUUGGACAAACAGCUCACACACUGCAGGGAUCACUUGUGGCCGAGACAAGCAAAGAGCUUCACGACUGGGAAAUACUCCAGCACCGACAAGUGGACAGCCAUGCUGCGGUUAGACAGUGGAUCCAGCUGGACUUGGAUGUUUUGACGUAAAUUGGAAGAGACAAAAGGAGGAUCUAUACACGUAUGAACAGCUGGACUCAGCACGGUCCAGGUCUCAGACAAGAAACCCCUAAGUGGUCCAGAACGUUGGAUUAAAAGUGCUGAUCUUCUGUCCAUCGUCAAACUUGUCAUUAUGGGAUCCUCCACAUUGGGAAAGGCAGCAUCUCUUGAUGCUAUCUUAAAUGAAUGCGUUCAGGUAUUCGAUGACAGUGGGGAGCUGCAGGACAGCCUGCUUCCUCGCAGCCUGCUGCUGAUGCACCGCUGGUAUGUUACAUCCUCAGAACUGGCAGGAAAACUACUCAUGAUGUACCGUAACUGCAAAGGGGACAACUGCCAGAGAACUAGACUGAAGAUCUGUUAUUUAAUGAGGUACUGGAUAGUGACGUUCCCUGCAGAGUUCAACCUGGACCUGGUUCUGAUCAGGAUAACACAAGAGUUCAGAGACGUGGCGGGUCAGCUUGGCUACGAGGAGCAUUUCAAACUCAUAGACAUCUCCACCAUUCCGUCUUAUGAUUGGAUGCGUAAGCUGACUCAGCGGAAGAAGCAGGCUAAGAAAGGCAAGGCCUCGCUGCUGUUUGACCACCUGGAGCCAAUGGAAUUGGCUGAACAUCUCACCUUCCUAGAGUUCAAGUCCAUCCGGAGAAUAUCGUUCACUGACUACCAGAGCUACGUGAUCCACAGCUGCCUGGUGGACAACCCCACUCUGGAGCGCUCCAUUGCACUGUUCAAUGGAGUCUCGCAGUGGGUUCAGCUCAUGGUGCUCAGCAAGCUAACACCUCAGACCCGUGCAGAAGUCAUCACCAAAUACAUCCAUGUGGCUCAGAAACUUCUGCAGCUGCAGAACUUCAACACCCUGAUGGCAGUGGUGGGGGGACUGAGUCAUAGCUCCAUAUCUCGCCUGAAGGAGACACACUCUUAUCUGGCUCCAGAGGUUGUGAAGAUCUGGCGGGAGAUGACAGAGUUGGUUUCUUCCAGCAACAACUACUGCUGCUACAGGAAGGCCUUCACAGAGUGCCAGGGCUUUAAAAUCCCCAUCCUUGGUGUGCACCUCAAGGACCUAAUUGCAGUUCAUGUGAUCUUCCCUGACUGGGUGGAAGACAGUAAUAAGGUGAAUCUGGUGAAGAUGAAUCAGCUCUACAUGACCUUCAAUGAGCUGGUGUCAUUGCAGAGUGCAGCAGCCCAAGUGGAGCCCAACAUGGACCUCAUUUACCUGCUAACUCUUUCUUUAGACCUUUACUACACAGAAGAUGAGAUUUAUGAGCUGUCAUUGCUCAGGGAACCUCGGAACCCAAAAUCACUGAUUUCUUCUCCAACAACUCCCAGUAAACCGAUGGCCCCACUGGACUGGGCCUCUGGUGUCACCACCAAACCAGACCCCUCAGUGGUCAAUAAACACAUCAGGAAGGUGGUGGAUUCUGUCUUCAGGAAUUAUGACCAUGACCGUGAUGGUUAUAUCUCUCAAGAGGACUUUGAGAACAUCGCUGCUAACUUCCCCUUCCUGGACUCCUUCUGUGUUUUGGACAAAGAUCAAGAUGGACUGAUAAGUAAGGAUGAGAUGAUGGCGUAUUUUCUGCGGGCUAACCCACUGCUCCAAUGUGAGAUGGGACCCGGAUUCAUCCACAACUUCCAGGAGAUGACGUACCUGAAACCCACCUUCUGUGAACACUGUGCUGGAUUUCUGUGGGGAAUCAUCAAGCAGGGCUACAAAUGCAAAGACUGUGGCGUUAACUGUCAUAAACAGUGCCGGGAGCUGCUGGUUCUGGCCUGUAGGAAGUUGCUGCGCUCUGGCUCUGUGGGCAGUGUUUCUCCUGACAGACUGACCCACAGCUCACUGCCGAGUAGCCCUGCACUGCCCACCUGCAAAGAUGAUGAGGUGUUUGACUUCUCUGGUGUCACAUCAGCAGCUGCAGCUCUGGACACUCAGUCCAUCACACUGAUGACCGGUUCAGCCCAGAGAAUCUCUGUGCGUCUACAGAGAGCCACCAUCAGCCAGGCCACGCAGACAGACCCACUGUGGCCCGAACACAGCUGGGGCGCCACCGACAGCAUCUCCCACACCUUCCCCAAAAUGAAGUAUAGAUCUCACAGGAAGACUUCCAAAAAUAAAGGUUUCGCGUUCUGGGAAAACCAGAAUUGCCGAGAGCACAAGGUGGUGUCAUCGCGGUGCAGCUUGGCGUCGCAGCAGAAGUUUGAUGUCUCAGGAGAACUUGUACAGAACGGGAUCACACGCAGAGAGGACAGCUGACUUGGUGAGGGCCAAUCCCGAGGCUCCAGGAAAUCCCUGCCAUCAGGCAGCAGGAAGUUGUUCUACCUGGGGGAGGUGCUGAGCUGCCUGAGGUGCCCCCUCAGUGACCCGGGGACAUCACGUCCUCUCUAGCCUUCAACUCAGACACGGCUGCACGAGGACACUGUGUAUCAGGGGGAGCAGCUCAGUGGAUAACGGUCUAAUACCCACUUUGAAUCAUGUGGAAUAUCAUGUCCCGUCUGGGAAUCAGUUAUGGUGGAGCUUACUGGUCCGGGAUGUACAAAAAAACAGUCAGAGGCAUUUUUAAACUUAACGGUUCAGUUAAGUUAAACAAUUUAUAUCCACUGGCUUUAAGUCAAAAUCCCGCUGGAUGUGAGGAAAGCAAGUUCCAAGUGACCAAUCAGUGCACGGCAGUCUGACGACAUCAUGGUGGAUAGUAUCAGCU
Messenger RNA from Solea senegalensis (Senegalese sole), 2853 nucleotides. It is a transcript of the gene rasgrp3, whose product is annotated as RAS guanyl releasing protein 3 (calcium and DAG-regulated). The transcript has 17 exons. Gene Ontology annotation, biological process: positive regulation of GTPase activity; Ras protein signal transduction. The record is from RefSeq and is a predicted model, not a curated record. Gene Ontology annotation, cellular component: plasma membrane. Gene Ontology annotation, molecular function: guanyl-nucleotide exchange factor activity; calcium ion binding. Lineage: Eukaryota; Metazoa; Chordata; Actinopteri; Pleuronectiformes; Soleidae. The coding region runs from base 297 to 2408 and encodes 703 amino acids.